Molecule: messenger RNA, 1014 nt
Organism: Cyprinus carpio (common carp)
Lineage: Eukaryota; Metazoa; Chordata; Actinopteri; Cypriniformes; Cyprinidae
Product: protein NLRC3-like
Exons: 3
Source: RefSeq, a predicted model, not a curated record
CUGAUUCAGAUCAACAUGAGGAACCAGAAGUAUGAAGAGAGAAAUCCAGAGAAACUCCUGCAGUCCAACAGAGAAGUGAUUGUGAAACUUGCUGAAGUGGCUUUCAAACAGCUGAUGAAGGGCAAUAUGAUGUUCUAUGAAGAGGAUCUGAUUGAUAGCAGCAUUGACGUCACUGAUGCCUCACUGUAUUCUGGGAUUUGCACUGAGAUCUUUAAGCAGGAAUCUGUGAUUCAUCAGAGGAAAGUCUACAGCUUCAUUCAUCUGAGCGUUCAGGAGUUUCUUGCUGCUUUCUAUGUGUUUUACUACCACAUAAACAGCACAACAGAAGCAUGUUUUGAUUCACUGGAAAAUCUCCAUGAAAGAAUAGCUGAUAAGGCUGUAAUGAACAAAAAUGGACAGCUGGAUCUGUUCUUGCGGUUCCUGCUGGGUAUCUCACUGGAGUCCAAUCAGAGACUCUUAAAGGAUCUACUCACACCCAGUGAGAACAGCUCAGUGAGCAUCAGAAGAACCACAGAGAUCAUUAAAGAGAAGAUCAAAGAUGGACAUGGACUCUCCACCGAAAGAUCCAUCAAUCUGUUCCUUUGUCUGCUAGAAAUGAAAGAUCAGACUCUGUCCAGAGAGAUUCUGGAGUUUGUGAAAUCAGACAAACUCUCAGAGAAACUCUCUCCUGCUUACUGCUCAACAAUCGCCUUCAUUCUUCAGAUGUCAGAGGAGCCACUGGAAGAGCUGGACCUCAAGAAAUACAACACAUCAGAUGAGGGAAAAAGAAGACUGGUACCAGCUGUGAUCAACAGCACAAAAGCUUUACUUGCAGGCUGCAAUUUUACUGGUCAGUGUUGUGAGAGUUUGUCAUCAGCUCUACAGUCUCCAAACUGUGUCCUGAGAGAUCUGGACCUGAAUAACAAUGACUUGCAGGAUUCAGGAGUGAAGCUACUCUCUGAUGGAUUGAAAAGUCCAAAUUGUCAGCUGGAGAGACUGAGUCUGGGCAUUUGUGUUGUGGCACUGAGUUGGUAA